Messenger RNA from Acipenser ruthenus (sterlet), 1896 nucleotides. Its product is annotated as cyclic AMP-responsive element-binding protein 1. Gene Ontology annotation, cellular component: nucleus; ATF4-CREB1 transcription factor complex. Gene Ontology annotation, biological process: regulation of transcription by RNA polymerase II. The record is from RefSeq and is a predicted model, not a curated record. Bases 626 to 1636 code for a protein of 336 amino acids. Lineage: Eukaryota; Metazoa; Chordata; Actinopteri; Acipenseriformes; Acipenseridae. The transcript is spliced from 8 exons. Gene Ontology annotation, molecular function: DNA-binding transcription factor activity, RNA polymerase II-specific; protein binding; cAMP response element binding.
CGUUCUUCGUAUCUGUUCAGGUCAGGGUUCAUUAGGAGGUCAAAACUAUGAUUAUAUUAGAUGUUCUCCUGCAAAACAAGAAAUGGUGUCAUCUUGAGCGAGGCAUGAAAUCAGACACUUGAUAAUAACUAAAUAAAAAGGCAGACACUGUUGAAGAAAUACAAACGUCAAGAGAAUGGAGCUGGAUAAAGUUUCCGUAGUAAAACAAUUACAAAAAAAAAUAAAAGCCAGCAGCACAUUCUGACACGCAUCAUGUGAGCUCCUGCUGUUCCUUAUUAAUAGUCAGGUUUUCCACGGUGUAGCCCGGCGUAGGAGGAAAUACCGGUAUGUAUCUGCCUUGUGUGUAGUUCAGUCACAGUUGACGAAUGUCCGUGUUUCUCCGGCGGAGGUCGGACAGCAUUCGGAAACACUCGGCCAGUCUUCGGAAUCUCUCGGGUCUAACUCGACUUCACUCGAUGGUACUUGCUGAGCUAAUUUUCGUGUCUCUCCUUCUUCGUGUUGUUGUUCCCGGUGACGCGACGGAGGUGUAGCCUGACGCGGUCUCUUACGUGUCGGCCUGAAUAAAAGUGGAGCUCCGGGGGCCCGGGAGUGACGGAAGGAGUCUGUACCGUCUUCAGCAAACUAAAUGACCAUGGAAUCUGGAGCAGAGACUCAGCGGGGUGGCGAGGCUGCUGUCACAGAGACAGAAAACCAGCAGAUUGGAGUGCAGGCACAGCCACAGAUUGCAACGCUUGCACAGGUGUCCAUGGCAGGGGCUCACGCUACAUCUACAGGCCCCACAGUGACUCUUGUUCAGCUUCCAAACGGACAGACGGUUCAGGUGCACGGGGUCAUACAGGCUGCACAACCCUCAGUCAUCCAGUCUCCGCAGGUUCAGACGGUGCAGGUGAGCACUGACAACUGUAUCUAUAUUUCUACGAUUGCUGAGAGCGAGGAUUCCCAGGAGUCGGUGGACAGUGUGACAGACUCUCAGAAACGCAGAGAGAUCCUCUCAAGACGGCCCUCCUACAGAAAAAUCCUGAAUGAUCUUUCAUCGGACGCCCCAGGAGUUCCCCGGAUAGAGGAAGAGAAAUCGGAAGAGGAUUCGUCCACUCCUGCCAUCACCACAGUGACUGUGCCAACACCGAUAUACCAAACCAGCACCGGGCAAUACAUUGCUAUCACACAGGGAGGUGCCAUUCAGCUGGCUAACAAUGGCACUGAUGGAAUGCAGGGGCUGCAGACACUGACCAUGAGCAAUGCGGCUGCAGCUCAGCCCGGUACUACAAUCUUGCAGUACGCACAGACCUCUGAUGGGCAGCAGAUACUGGUUCCCAGUAACCAGGUAGUUGUGCAAGCUGCCUCCGGGGAUGUCCAGGCCUAUCAGAUCCGCACUGCUCCCACCAGCACCAUCGCCCCGGGCGUGGUCAUGGCGUCCUCCCCAGCACUGCCCACUCACCAGACAGCGGAGGAAGCGACUCGCAAGAGAGAAGUGCGCCUCAUGAAAAACAGGGAGGCAGCGCGGGAGUGUCGCAGGAAGAAAAAGGAGUAUGUGAAAUGCCUGGAGAACCGGGUGGCUGUGUUGGAAAACCAGAACAAAACGUUGAUUGAAGAACUUAAAGCACUUAAAGACCUCUACUGCCAUAAAUCCGAUUAAUUCCACGGAUGUUUUACUGCAGAUCUGUACAGAGACUAGUCUGGCAUUAGGAAGCUGGGCGACAGACACAUUUUUCUAAAUGUUGUGUGUGUGUGUUUUUUUUUUUUUUUUUUAUGCUACAAAAUACCUGCAAAAGGAUCCGACCUAUUUCAAAACUAUGGAUUAGUCCUACGUCCUACCGUUGGAUAAUAACAACAAUACUUUUAAUCAUGAAGACCCGUUUUUUAAAUAAAUUUAUUAUAAUAUAUAUAAAAAAAAAA